This is a messenger RNA of Formica exsecta, 2747 nucleotides long. Its product is annotated as O-acyltransferase like protein. The record is from RefSeq and is a predicted model, not a curated record. Lineage: Eukaryota; Metazoa; Arthropoda; Insecta; Hymenoptera; Formicidae. The transcript has 10 exons. Bases 140 to 2509 code for a protein of 789 amino acids. Gene Ontology annotation, molecular function: acyltransferase activity, transferring groups other than amino-acyl groups.
UUACAAAGAGCCUGCUGUCUGAAUCGACGACGAUGCUGAAGAUUCGCGAUUAGUGUUUCCGCGCGAAUUUUCUUCCAAACCGCGCCUCGUCGAUCUUUCUUGUGAACAUUUAUGAGAUAAACAUAAGAUUAGAAUUACGAUGCGUUUGCUAAUUGUCACUUUGCUUAUAUCGCUAUCCGCGAUCUAUGCCGAAGAGAUAUCUACCGGUGUACCAAAUGAUAAUGCAGAGGAAUCGAUUCUCCGAGUAAGAAGCUUGCCACCAACAACUAGUGUGGUCGAAAAAAACUGGACCAGCCUGUCGGACACGCUGGACGUUUUCAGUGCGCGUAAUUUAGUAAGAAAUUGGGCCGAAGGAAAAUACGCUGUCGGGGUGCAAUGCAGCAAAGAUAUUACAACGUACGUCGAAGCUUUGAAGAACGAAGAAUUAUGGGCUCUUAAAGUGGACGAUGCAUCGGGCAGAUUUACCAAUGGAUUCUUUUGGGGAAACUCAUACUUUAUCGGAUCAGCCACUGAAUGUGAGUACAUUGGUCAAGAUUACAGUCGAAAGAAUCUCAAAAUUGGUACAGAGUCGUCGAUCGAAGAGGUACGAGAAUUUAAUGCCGAGCCACGAAAAGUAAUUAAUGCGGGCCUCAGCGGAAACAGUAUGUGGGCUCAAACAGAUUCCGAUGAACUUCCUUAUCGUCUAGGAUUCUACAUGAUGAGACUUUCUAUAAACGCGUCUCGAUAUACAACAACAAGAUUGAUUCACCUGGGUGUUUGUCUGCCAUUCUCGUGCUCCGCAUCCGACGUCGCCGUGAUCGGGAAACUCGCCGCGGGCGAAUUCGCGGCGAAAUACUCGUUAAUCGAAAAAGUCAGAGAUCAGCACAAUUUAUACGACAUGUACACAGAUCCGGUCUUUUGGGUUCUAUUCGGUGUCAGCACGAUUGUCCUGAUACUGAUGAUCCUCGGCACCGGAUACGAUUAUUAUCUAUCGGAAAAAAUAGCCUGCAAGAAAAACGUAAUCUACGAUUUGGAGAAGCACGGGAAGCUCGAUAAUCUCACCAAUGGCAAUGGGAAAGUGUUAAAUGCUGUACAAGGUAAGGUCUACCUUCCUGUUCCAGUAGCAGAUUCUAGCAGCAAUAGCGCGCAGCCGAUUAAUAAUAACAACGAUCGUGAGAAUGGCUUGCAACCUACGUCUACCACGGAAGGACGACAGCUUAAUGUCCCCGAGGAACUUUUGCUUUCGUUUUCCGUUCGCGCCAACAUGAAGAUCAUCUGCGACCGUAAUGUGGGUGGGGACACCAUCAGCACCGUGCACGGGCUCAGGGCGAUAUCGAUGGCCUGGGUUAUCCUCGGGCACACGUGCAUCGUUCUCUUCAAAUACUCGGACAACAUGGAAUAUCGCAAGGUUGUGGAGAAGAGAUUUCUCUUUCAGACCAUCACGAACGGAGCUUUCAGCGUCGACACCUUCUUCUUCAUGGGCGGUCUGCUCGUGAGCUUCCUAUAUUUCAGAACCAACGCAAAGGGUGACCUGAAGAGGCUCACACAGGGCACGCGAGGCUUCAUCGCGGGCACCCUGAAGUUUAUCGGGCUUCUUAUGUACAGAUUCUGCAGGCUUACCGCGCCGUACAUGUUCGUCCUGGGUCUGGUUGAGAUCUCGAUGAAGUAUUUCCACACAAACUCCGUCUUCGAACCUCCCACGGCGGAUCAUUACAAUUGUCCUAAUUACUGGUGGAGAAACGUGCUCUAUAUUAACACUUGGUUUCCCGUCGAGCAAAUGUGCAUGCUUUGGAGCUGGUACCUAGCAGACGAUACACAGUUCUACAUAGUGGGUGGUGUCAUACUAGUAUUAGCUACGACUCACUUCAAAAUCGCAGCUUUCGCAUUAGUCAGUCUAUUGGUAAGCUCGUGGGUAACUACCGCCUAUGUUGCUUUAGUCAAUAAUCACAUGCCGAGCUCGGAUGACCCGUUGGCCCUCUUCGACAAGAUCUACGACAAGCCGUGGACGAGAUUAGGUCCUUACUUGAUCGGGAUGUCCGUCGGUUACUUCCUCUUUAAGACUGAUUGUAAAGUGAAAAUGUCCAAGACUACCAUCGUCGUGGGAUGGCUCCUGUCUUCCGCAUGUCUCUUAAGUUUGCUUUACGGUCUAUACGAAGCAGAACUUACACCCGCUACAUCCGCUGCGUAUUCUUCGUUAAGCCAUAGCGCGUGGGCACUCGGUCUAGCAUGGAUCGUAAUAGCGUGUAGCACCGGUUACGGAGGAUAUGUAAAUAAAAUACUGUCGUGGCCACUUUUGUAUCCGUUCAGCAGAGUGACUUAUUGCGCUUACUUAGUUCAUCCGCUUGUAAUUCGUCUGACCGCUAUGAAUCUAGAUUCGCCGUUUCAUUUAGGGAAGGAUAUUGUGGCUUUAACAUUCCUGGGACAAUUAGUGCUGUCUUAUGUGUUCUCCUUCAUAGUGUCGGUCACCUUCGAAGCACCGGUAGUCAGUAUGCUGAAGAUUCUUUCACCGAAAAAGCGAAGGCGUGUAUAAUAAGAAAGAUUAAAACAUAUUUAACACACACACACACCGCUCGUACGGUUAUUUAUACAAUUUUAUUUACAUAUAUUAUGUAUGAGUUUUGUAAAGAUCUGCGAAACAAUGGCAAAAUAUUGUAAGUGUUAUUAUACAUUGUAUUAACACCACUUGUUUCAUCUGUCUCAAAUAUGUAACAGCAUGGACUUUUCUGUGUAUUGCUAAAUGUAAAAUAAAUUAUUUCUCUUUGUAUAUA